Messenger RNA from Aspergillus puulaauensis, 1023 nucleotides. RefSeq lists its product as uncharacterized. The transcript has 2 exons. Gene Ontology annotation, cellular component: cytoplasm. Lineage: Eukaryota; Fungi; Ascomycota; Eurotiomycetes; Eurotiales; Aspergillaceae. The coding region runs from base 1 to 1023 and encodes 340 amino acids. The record is from RefSeq and is a predicted model, not a curated record.
AUGACAACACUUCCAACUCGCCCACUGGGCAAGAAUGGCCCCCAGGUCGCUCGUCUUGGCUUCGGCACUAUGGGCCUGAGUGCCUUCUACGGGCCUCCCAAACCAGACUCUGAGCGUCUCGCUAUCCUGGAUAAGGCGUAUGAUCUUGGAGAGAUCUUUUGGGACUCAGCCAUGCUUUACGGCGACAGCGAGGAACUUAUCGGCCGGUGGCUCGCUGCAAAUCCCUCCAAAGCCAAGAACAUCUUCCUCGCAACCAAGUUCUUUUUCCGCAUGGUCGAUGGCGAGCGCGUCACAGAUACCAGCUACGAGAACUGCAAGCGCUGUUGCAACGAGAGUCUGCGGCGCUUAGGGAUCCCCACGAUCGACCUGUUCUACGCGCACCGUCUUGAUCCCAAUACCCCGAUUGAGGAGACUAUGAAGGCUAUGGUUGAGUUGAAGAACGAGGGGAAGAUUAGACAUAUCGGGCUAAGUGAAUGCAGCAGCGAGUCCCUGCGACGGGCAUGCAAGGUGCACCAUGUUGCAGCCGUGCAGGUCGAGUACUCGCCCUUCUCGCUGGAGAUUGAGUCAGAGCAGAUUGCCAUCCUGAAGACGGCGAGGAAGCUGGGUGUGGCAGUUGUUGCGUACUCGCCGUUAAGCCGGGGGAUUCUAUCCGGACAGGUCCGCUCGCGGGCGGAUUUCGGGCCGGAUGAUAUUCGGUCUUUCCUGCCGCGGUUUAGUGAGGAGAAUUUUGGGAGGAAUCUUGAGGCUGUUGACAAGUUGAAGGAGUUGGCAGAGGGGAAGGGGUGCACGGUUACCCAGCUGACGCUGGCGUGGUUGUUGGCGCAGGGGGAUGAUAUCUUUCCGAUCCCGGGGACAACGAGGAUUAAUGCGUUGGUGGAGAAUGUUGAGUCGGUGAAGGUGGAACUCACAGUGGAAGAGGAGAAGACGUUCAGGAGUAUUGUUCAGGCUGCUGAAGUGUCUGGUGGAAGAUAUCCAGAUACGUUCGCUUCAACACUGUAUGUGGAUACGGUGCUGCCCCAGUAA